Molecule: messenger RNA, 2769 nt
Organism: Talaromyces proteolyticus
Lineage: Eukaryota; Fungi; Ascomycota; Eurotiomycetes; Eurotiales; Trichocomaceae
Product: putative phospholipid metabolism enzyme regulator
Exons: 1
Coding region: 1-2769 (922 amino acids)
Biological process (GO): positive regulation of phosphatidylinositol biosynthetic process; protein localization to vacuolar membrane; vacuole inheritance
Cellular component (GO): fungal-type vacuole membrane; PAS complex
Source: RefSeq, a predicted model, not a curated record
AUGGCAUCCUCCACCGGAUCUACACCGACCGCCAGGUCGACGGCCAAAUCAAACCGAGCGAGCGCUUCCGGCGCGUCAACAGAAUCUAAUACUGGCCGCAAGGGGACUGGUGCUGACCUGGACACACGAGGACUGCCGCGCCCAGGCAUGCCAUCAAUGUCCCUGGUACCUCGAUUAGCGAACUCAGAAAGCCGAUCUGCCCCAGCUUCCGACCACAACUCAGCAAACUCAUCCCGCGAGGUCUCCCCUGUGCGGCCUGCUUCUCGAGUCGCUAGUAAAGAUCAUUCUUCUUCUACCCGCUCCUCCUCUCGACAGAAGAACAGUGCCAGUUCUAGCCCGAAUCGUCGCAUCAAUAGUUCUGAAGCUCCGGUCACAUCAGCUCUGUCCUCAACCGCCGUUCAAAACGCCUUUUCACAACUAAGUACACCAGACCUAAAGCAAGCUGUUUCUGACGAUAAUAACCCCGAUGCUGGCGACCCUGACCGAACGAGUAUGCCACCGCCGCGCACCUCCAGACGGCGCAGUUCCAUUACCAACGGUAGAAGAAGCUCCCCAGCUUCUGCAGAUACACCGAAACACUCCGAAUCUGAGGUUGCCGCCAACAUAUCGACCAAGAGAACAUCCGUUAGCCCGGAGGAUACAAGGUCAUCGCCAACAAAAACGUCCUUUGAAGAUGUCGGAUCCAGUGCGCGUAGACCAUCGGCGAGAGCUACUACAACUCCUUCUACCACGUUGGAGACCGUCCAAGAAUCAAGUCUGCCUUCGACCCCCAUGACUGACAAGGCAGAUUCAUCACACCCCGAAAAACCUUCACGAUCGAAAGCUUACGAGUCCCUGCAACAAGCUGCUGAGAGUGGAAGUGAAAGUGGAGGAAACAAAAGCUCGGGAUCAAAAGAAGAAACGAGCAAGAUGUCUACCACACGGCCAACAGGUGACAUCCUUCCACAGCGAUCCUUUACCUCUCUCAAUAGUGCGCGAGGAAAGCUAGGGGAUGGCUCAGUCCGUAACAUGAUUGUCGAAACCGAGACCGUGAGCUCAAUACCACAGGUUUCCCUCGGUGUGGGUGCCGGAGAGCGAGGAAGCUCGAAUAGGAACGAUCAAAGUGGCACAAUUAGAAUGAAGCCUAGUGUGGAAACUAUACGUCCCAAACGAGAGAAGAAAAAGACCACGCGCAAACCUACCAACGUUCCAGGGGUUGCAUCUUCAAAAGCAGAUAUCUUUGAAGCAAAGGUGGCUAGCGCAAUAGAUGAUGCCGACGUCUCAGAUUCCGAUGAAACCUUCGUUUAUGAAUCAAACCCCCCAGAACCGCUUCCCCCACGGCAUCGAUAUCACUCUCGGACGCCUAGCACAACUUCUAUGGCUAGUCAAGCUGAGCAGUUCGCAACCCGCUCUCGAUUGGCACCGAGAGAUGGAAACGGUGUCACCGUCAAACGCAGUAUGAAAUUCACGAACAACUACAAUUCCAAUUUGGAUGGCGAUGUUGGUGAUACCGAUCAGCGGAGUGUUAGUGGUAGAGGCGAGAAUACCACCCACUCCGGCCGACAUCAUCACAUCGCACGUCACGGCAGAGGCGGUGCUUACCCAUCUCUUUUUGACAGCGAUUCCCCGUUUCCCGCGUCACAGGGACAACAACCGCGAUCCCCCCGACAUCACAUUGGCAAUGGCUUUCGUCCAAGCCGACGUGGAUUUACACCACGUUCUCAUCCAAAUUAUCGAACUCUUGGCGGGCCCAAGAGCAUGAGUGACGAGUACACUGACGAUUUCGAUGCUGAUGGUGCCGACGACGAACGUACACCCCUGGUGGCUUCCAUUCGUCUAGCCCGAAACCGCAACGGUCGCAGACCUGGUAGUGCCAGUAUGCGACAGAUGGAGUACCUGGAGCAACGCCAGAAAAACUGUUUUUCUCGCUAUGGAGGCUGUAUUAUUGCAUCCGUCCUGAUUUUAAUUCUCAUUGGUGGUGCAGCAACCUUCUUUGCUUCCCUCACUCGACCCCUAUUGGACGUUAAAGUUAUCAAACUUUCGAAUGUUCUAGCGUCACAACAAGAAGUGAUCGUGAACGUGCACGUCAGCGCCAUAAAUCCAAAUAUUUUCCCUAUUUCUAUCGGGAAUAUAGAUGCUCACGUUUUCGCGCAGAGUCCAUAUGUAGGCAGCGACAAGUUUUGGCGUGACCGCGGUCCCCAUCCUGAGGACUUCCCUCGUGUUGAACGCAGCAAGCUACGUGCUACACUGGCUCGAUUAGUGCGGCUUCCUUCGUCCAAAGCCCCUGAGAUCGCAUCGUCUUCAAUGGUUCAUACAUCGGACAAUGUAGACCAUGGCACAGAUCCAAUCCUGGAUCCCGACGAUCCUAUUGGUGAGGAUCCUUCAAUGAUGCUUGGAAGAGUCUUCAAGUUUGACUCUCCUAUCAUCUUUGACCCAUCGCCAUGGAGACGCACACUAUCUACGUCUAUGGGAGAAAUCCGUUUGCCCAAGCCCGGGAACAAAACGGAGGAAGGUGGCACUGAACGCUGGGAACGAGUUUUAGAACAUCCUUUCGAACUGAUUGUUCGCGGUGUACUCAAAUACUCCCUGCCUCUGACGUCUAGUGUGCGUUCGAUACCGAUCAACGCCAAGAUUCACGUCUCACCAAACAAUGACGGGAACGAUGAUAAGGAUGGGGAUGGCGACAGCACACCUAACCAGCCAGACAAUAGUACUUUCUAUGCGAAUACUAUCAAACUAGCAGCACAUCGGGCCACAAGCACCCCAAUUUCACUUGGUCGAAUGUUUUAA